AUGCCGAAACACCGUCAAAAUAGAAAUCAUAAUUCUGCUUUAUUAGAUGCUAAUGAAACUUUGAUAUUUCAAGCAAUUAAUGUGCCCUCGCCAUAUGACAUCAAUAAUGAGGGAAUUCUAAAGAAAUAUAGCCAAAUUGAAAAUACAAAAAAGCCUCCAAAUAGAUUUUUAUUAUACCGAGUAGUUAUUACCCAUAUAUUAAUCGACAAUAAUAUUCGUCUUUCUGCGAAAAGUAUUUCGCAAAUUGCAUCAAAAAAAUGGGAGACUGAAACUAACUCAAUUAAAGAAGAAUAUAAUCGAUUUGCUGAAGACAUUAAGAAUGCAUUUUUUACAAACACGGUCUCUCCUUCCAAAAAGAAAUCUAAAAAACAAUUCAAAUUUCGGUAUGAUAAACUUUGUUCGUCAUCUGCUAAGAAAUAUUGUGAAUUAGUGACUACACGAUUGGAUCAUAAUACUUCCACACCAAAUCCUUCAGAUAUUGAUUCAAUAACUUCUCCUUUAGUGAAUGGAAAUUCCACAAUUUCUGAAACAUCGUCAUUGUCCAAUAAUACAAAACUUGUAGAGUAUGACGAAGAUAACGUUAUUUUUGCAAACAUUGGUCAUGAAGCUUUGUUUUGUGAACCUGUACAGAGUUAUGAAGCUUCCAUUUCUAUGAAUGAUCCUGGAUAUUUUCCAUUAAGUAUCGAGGAUAAUUUAGAUUUUCAUGACAGUGCAGAAUAUUUUUCGAAUAAUGACUAA
This is a messenger RNA of Ambispora leptoticha, 738 nucleotides long. The record is from the annotation of a GenBank genome assembly. Lineage: Eukaryota; Fungi; Glomeromycota; Glomeromycetes; Archaeosporales; Ambisporaceae.